Molecule: messenger RNA, 1195 nt
Organism: Lactuca saligna
Lineage: Eukaryota; Viridiplantae; Streptophyta; Magnoliopsida; Asterales; Asteraceae
Source: the annotation of a GenBank genome assembly
AACCAUUGUCGACAAUAAAUCUUUAGAGGGAAGCUGGAGAAUAUUAAAACAUAAAAUAAAAAAUACUUAUAAAUUCAAAAUAUUUUUGCAAUCCAAUAAACUGUGAGGUUAUCAAUUCUCCACAUCACCUUUUAUCUAUCCCCCCAUCAAUUAUAUACUCCCCAGAAUCUUUCCUUCCAUUAUUCAUCACCUUCCUAUUCACAGUUCACACACAGAAACUCCAUGGCCAAGAAAGAGAUGGAAGUUGUAAAGGGCGUUGAUCUACAGAGAUACAUGGGCCGAUGGUACGAAAUUGCUUCAUUUCCAUCAAGAAAUCAGCCUAAAAACGGAACCGAUACAAGGGCUACAUACACACUGAAAGACGAUGGCACUGUUCAUGUUCUAAACGAGACUUGGAGUGAUGGAAAGAGAGGAUUCAUUGAAGGAACUGCUUAUAAAGCUGAUCCCAAUAGCGAUGAAGCGAAAUUGAAGGUGAAAUUCUACCUUCCGCCAUUUUUGCCCAUCAUACCUGUUACGGGCGAUUACUGGGUGCUGUUUCUAGAUGAUGAUUAUCAGUAUGCUUUGAUUGGUCAGCCUUCGAAGAAGUCUCUCUGGAUAUUGUGCAGAGAAAACCAUCUGGAUGAUGAGAUAUACGAGCAGCUGAUUGAGAAAGCGAAGGGAGAAGGGUAUGAUGUGAGCAAUCUGAAGAAGACGACACACACAGACCCACCGCCGGAGACUGAAGGUGCUCCGGCUGACACCAAGGGCGUGUGGUGGUUGAAAUCAAUAUUCGGGAAAUAAAAGAUGGUCGAUAUUGUGGUUUACUGGUUAUGUAUAUUUAGUUCAUGUAGUAAUGUAUAUGUUGUAUUCGUUUGUAUGUUUCAUCAAAUCAUGUAUAAUUCUAAAAAUACAUAUCACAAAUCAUAUAUGGACAUGUAACACAAAGUCGUUAUUCUUUGCAAUUUGCAUAUGCCUCAUUAACUAUCAAAUUAGUUGAUACUCACUUGGUUUUUUAGAUCAACAUGUCCUAAAAGGAAGAUGGCGUUCAAACUUAUGUCUGAGGCGCUCAUUCCUCAACCCGCCCUCAUACGACCCAUAAUAAAUAUGCUUACUAUUGGUAUUGGGUAGAUGAUUUAAGCUUAGGAGCCUGCCUUCUGUUGAUUUUUCCAUAUGGGUCUUUUAAUUAUGUUUUGUACUUAUAAAUUAGAAUAUGUAG